Messenger RNA from Mizuhopecten yessoensis (Yesso scallop), 912 nucleotides. Its product is annotated as aldose reductase-like. The coding region runs from base 1 to 912 and encodes 303 amino acids. The record is from RefSeq and is a predicted model, not a curated record. The transcript is spliced from 10 exons. NCBI's taxonomy places the organism in Eukaryota, Metazoa, Mollusca, Bivalvia, Pectinida, Pectinidae. Gene Ontology annotation, molecular function: aldose reductase (NADPH) activity. Gene Ontology annotation, cellular component: cytosol.
AUGGUCCAUAGUAAUGCAGACGAUGUAAAAACGGCUGUCAGAACUGCCCUGGACGCCGGGUACCGGCUUAUUGACACAGCGUACAACUACCUAAAUGAGGACGCCAUAGGGGAAGUCCUUGAAGAGUAUAUUAAAGCAAGCAAGGUGACGAGGGAGGAAUUGUUUAUAACGACCAAGCUAGGCAGUGUCCUUACCCGACCUGCUGACGUUCAAUAUUCCAUGUCAGAAAGCCUCAGAAAAUUACGGCUCUCCUGCGUUGACCUGUUCCUUAUACACCAACCGAUGGUAUUAAAGAAACAAAAUGAUCCAAACGAUGUUUUCCCAGUAAGAAAUGGCCGACUUGAUCAUGAUGGUAGAGUUGACCUUGAAGGCGUCUGGAAGGAAAUGGAAAAACUUGUUGACGAAGGGAAGGCAAAGAGCAUCGGAAUAUCAAACUUCAAUGCUGCGCAAGUGGAACGUAUCAUGAAAUGUGCACGUAUUAAACCAGUGGUGAAUCAGGUCGAGUGUCACGCCUAUUUUCCCCAAACAAAGUUGGAGGCUGUCUUAAAGAAAGAUAACAUAUUGAUUAUGGCGUUCGCCCCAUUUGGAUCCCCCGGCAAUGCAGCAUUACUUACGAAUCCGGGAGAGUCGCCACCACCUGCUUUGUUAGAGGAUCCCGUAAUAGCCAAGCUAGCAACAAAACACAAGAAGACUCCGGCCCAGAUUCUGAUUAGGAACUUGCUUCAAAGGAAUUUGAUCGUUAUCCCAAAGAGUAUAACACCAAGCAGGAUACAAGACAAUGGAAACGUGUUUGAUUUCGAGCUUCCCUCAGAAGACAUGGACACGAUCAGAGGGAUUGAUAAAGGCAUCAGGAUAUUCCGCCCGAGCAUAAUGGCCGACACACCUGACUACCCAUUCAAAAGUCCUGUAUAG